This is a messenger RNA of Terrapene triunguis (Three-toed box turtle), 2847 nucleotides long. It is a transcript of the gene ZMAT3, whose product is annotated as zinc finger matrin-type 3. Bases 230 to 1087 code for a protein of 285 amino acids. The transcript has 6 exons. Gene Ontology annotation, molecular function: nucleic acid binding; zinc ion binding. Lineage: Eukaryota; Metazoa; Chordata; Testudines; Emydidae. The record is from RefSeq and is a predicted model, not a curated record.
GCCGGCCCCUCAGAUCUAGUGGGGAGCAACCCGAUUUAAGUUGUCAUGAAAAAGGAAGAGAGGAGGAGGUGAAGAUCUCAGCUGGGGAUGUGCAGGGCUGGCUAGCUCCAGGUACAGGGGAUUGCCUGCAGAUUGCUUCUCUGAGUCCCUCCUCCCAGAAUCAGGGGAGUCUAAGCUGAAGAAGAGUCUUCCUCCUUCAAUAGUAACAUGCCAGCAGUCCUCCCAGCCAAUGAUUCUUUUGCAGCAGGCAGGACUUCCUCCUCAUCCUGAGAAGCCUUCAUCUCCUCCUAUGUCAGUGGCCACAAGGCCAAGAGCCAACUCACCACUGUCCCCACAGAAACCGUUUGGACUGGGGCCUUCCUUGCAGCACUCACAAGAAGAGGAGCUUGCAAAGGAUCCUGUGCUGGAGGAACUAUGUAAGCCCCUGUGUUGUAAACUUUGCAAUGUCACUCUGAAUUCAGCACAGCAAGCCCAGGCGCAUUACCAGGGUAAAAACCAUAGUAAGAAGCUUCGGAAUUACUAUGCUGCAAAUAGUUGCCCAGCUCCCGCCAGAAUGAGCAAUUCAGUGGAGCCUGCCGUGCCUCAGAUUUUCUCCCAUCCGGCUCAGAUGGGCGCCUCUAAACCCGGAGGUCGAGUGAUCAUGGCCACAGAGAAUGAUUACUGCAAGCUUUGUGAUGCCUCAUUUAGUUCCCCAGCUGUGGCCCAGGCUCACUACCAAGGAAAGAAUCACGCCAAGAGGCUACGCCUGGCAGAAGCACAGAACAACUCAUUCUCGGAUACAUCAGAACUGGGCAAACGGAGGGCACGGAAAGAAGGGAACGACUAUAAGAUGAUGCAGAAUAGAAGAAAUGUGUAUGCGGUUCAGAACAGUACAGGUCCCUACUUCAAUCCACGCUCCCGCCAGCGAAUUCCUCGUGAUCUCGCCAUGUGUGUCACCCCAAGUGGCCAGUACUACUGUUCCAUGUGCAAUGCCGGGGCUAGCGAAGAGAUGGAGUUCCGACAACAUUUAGAAAGCAAACAGCACAAAAGCAAGGUGUCUGAACAGCGGUAUAGGAAUGAGAUGGAGAAUCUUGGCUAUGUACAAUGACACGCUAUCCCUUGGUAGUAGUUUGCAGAUAGAGCAGCUUGUCUCGCCUGCUGUUUGCCACACGCCCUGCUUUGUGCUCCAUUUGAUAGGAGUAUGCUCUCUAGCUAUACAUGUAACACCUGCAAACUUAAUGGUAUGGUUAGGGUUUUUUUAUAUCGCUGUUGGCAGGAAUAUGCUCUGCAGGAUGUGAAGUGGUUUUAAUGUUUGUUUGCUUGUUAUCUAAAGCUCUUCAUUGCAUUUUGGGGGAGCCCUGUCCUCCCCCAUGCCCUAUUGCAUGAAUGUGCAAGGCCCAAGAAGCACUGGGACCACCACGGUUCUGCCACGCAGGCAGGGUAUGUGGAGACACAACACCCCUUUUGGUGUGUCUUGGAGCUGUGCUCCACAGCAUCACUCCGCAGCAGGGGGACUUUAUGGGCAGGCUAGAGAAGAGGAGGGAACAGAGCCAGCGGACGUGUGAAUGGCAUUGCUGGCCACACAUCCCUGCUAGCAGAAGUGUAAGAGGCUAUAGCCUCAAAUACAACUUACAGCAGGUGCCUCCUGCAUUCCUGUCGGUAUGGCACAGAGGCUGUGCACAUACCCUAAGGAGGAUCCUAUCUCCCUCACCCUCAUGUAGGCCACCCCCCAGUGUUUGGACUUCAAGUGGCUGGUGAGGAUUUCAACCUAACAUCUGCAAUAGGAGAGUAGCUGAUCUGCCACAUCAGCAGAUAGUCUCUUCUGUCAAGGAGGAUAGAUUCUGGUCUGCUCUUGGCAACGGAUUUUUACCACACUGGAGCCACUAGGCAUCUUUAUGCAGCGUGGGUGAAAUUCACCUAUGGGAGCGGGGCCUGUGCAGGGCCCAGAGAGCAACAGAAGCGAAUAUAAUCUGAUGGAGGCUCUGUACUGAGCCUUGGCCCUCUACAGGACAGCAUGGAUGGUGCAAUGAGGAUGGGCUGGGGAGGAAUCGUGGGUCCAAACACCCUAUCAAAUUGGUGCUGAGGGGGGUCAAAUGCUGUUCUCCAGCCUGUAGUAACUGUAGAGGGGGUGGGUCUGUGAUGUAGUAAAAUUCCCUGGAAAUUGGGGAUUAUUGGAUUUCAACUGCCUCAACCUCCACUCCAUUCAGCUGCACUAAGCCUGACAGGCAUUAUAUGUGCAAAGUGAAAUUCACCCUUGGAGGAGAGCUGCCCGUGUUGGGCAUAUUUCCUUUCUUCCCUUUACUCUAAGUCUCAGACUGGGCUUUCCUUUAUCUUGCUUCUCUCUGAACAUCAGCGUUUUACAGUCUUUUGUUUUAGGGAAGGGAUAAUGAGCGUGAGUGUAAUCUCCAGGUUGGGGUGUCAUGUUCUCCCAUGUAUUAUCUCCAGGCUAGGCUGCUGUGCUGUCCCUCAUGCAAUCUCCGGGCUGGGCUGCUGUGUUCUCCCCUGUGUGAUAUUCGGGCUGAGCUGCCAGGCUGGUCCCCUGGUGAUCUCUGAGCGGGGCUGCUGUGCUCUCCUCUGAUCAUUCACGCAGUUGUGGUGAAUUUAAUGAUCCUGAUCUUUUUUUUUUAAGUAGGAUCAGAGCCAGGCAGGUGCUGUGGAUAUCUCCUUUCCAGGCCUGCUUUAGUGUUUCGGUUUUAUGCUGAUGUAGCUCCUUUGUUUCUCAGGUGGGAGGGUACUAGAAGUGAAAAGGUGCUUUGUAGCUUGUCCCCUCCUCCUGGAGACAGCGAGUCAACGUCUGCCUCGGUGUAAUCCCAUUGACUUCAGUGGGGCCACACCGGGGAUGAAUUUGGCCCAGUGCGUAUCAUGGGG